AUGGCAACAGCGCUUGGCUCCGCCUCCGGAGGGUUUGCACCAGCUGCAGCUGUUGCUCCUGCCUGGCGCGGUGGCGCGGCCGAGCUCCAGUUUAGGGCGAACAAACUGGGCCCUCCGUGGGCACCUUGUGCUCAGAGGGCUGAAGGGGAUGCUAAAGGUGAUAAAGCCAAGGUGAAGGAUGAACCACAGAGAAGAUCUGCAAGGUUGUCUGCUAAACCAGCUCCUCCAAAGCCAGAGCCCAAGCCUAAAAAGGCCCCUGCAAAGAAGGGAGAGAAGUUACCCAAAGGAAAAAAGGGAAAAGCUGAUGCUGGCAAGGAUGGGAAUAACCCUGCAGAAAAUGGAGAUGCCAAAACAGACCAGGCACAAAAAGCUGAAGGUGCUGGAGAUGCCAAGUGAAGUGUGUGCAUUUUUGAUAACUGUGUACUUCUGGUGACUGUACAGUUUGAAAUACUAUUUUUUAUCAAGUUUUAUAAAAAUGCAGAAUUUUGUUUUACUUUUUUUUUUAAGCUAUGUUGUUAGCACACAGAACACUUCAUUGUUGUUUUUGGGGAAGGAGCGUAUGUCACUAGUACAAUGUCUCCAAAGCUGGAUUGAUGUGGGGAAAGCACCUUUCCCUGCUAGUUUUGAGAGACUUCCUCUUGGCUCCCAGGAAGGAGGGAUUCCCUGAUGUUGACACCUGUGGCCACCUUGGUGCAAUGCCUUGUGGUAUGGGAAAACUCCCAGUUCAUUUUAUGUCCUCCUUCCCUCUGCCAUCAGCAUAGACUUAAACUCCCUUAAGCCCAGAGACCUGUUGGGACCUGACUCCCAAAAAUUGAUGUUACCAGUGUGUCAAGCAUUCUGGACUUGCCAAUGACGUUGAGAUGCUAUCCCACAAGAGCAUUGAUUUCCUUUUCUAGAUUGUGGAUCUUCAGAUUGAUAAUUCUGCCAUUUUCAUUUCAUUUUCUGAAAGUCAGGGUCGGCUUGUGAAAAGUUGUUA
Fukomys damarensis (Damara mole-rat) is the source of this 976-nucleotide messenger RNA. RefSeq names its product high mobility group nucleosomal binding domain 2 (gene Hmgn2). The transcript has 6 exons. Gene Ontology annotation, molecular function: nucleosomal DNA binding. Gene Ontology annotation, biological process: chromatin organization. NCBI's taxonomy places the organism in Eukaryota, Metazoa, Chordata, Mammalia, Rodentia, Bathyergidae. The coding region runs from base 1 to 396 and encodes 131 amino acids. Gene Ontology annotation, cellular component: nucleus; chromatin. The record is from RefSeq and is a predicted model, not a curated record.